CAGAGACUCUCUGUCUCUCUUGGCAUCACCAAAAAGAGAAGAAGAAAGAAUGGGAUUUGAAGCUCUCAAGCUCUCGCCACUCUCCUCCUCCGCCAAGUCCAUCCUCCUCUUCUCCACCGCCGCCGCCGCCGCCGCCGCCAAGCCCCCUCUCUCCACCCUCCUCCCCCCGCGCCCUUCCCUCCUCAAGACCCGCCUCGCGUCCUGCUCGACGAGGUCGCCCCCGCCUCGCCCCGCCGCCGCCGCCGCCGCCGCCGCUGCACAUCGGGGGUUCGGCUGGUCGAGCCGUCCGAGGCGGGGCUUCCGCGGCGGGGUCGUCGUGGCCAUGGCCGCGCCCGGGCCGGUCAGGAAGUCGGAGGAGGAGUGGCAGGCGGUCCUGUCGCCGGAGCAGUUCCGUAUCCUGAGGCUGAAGGGCACGGAAUAUCCAGGCACGGGUGAAUACGACAAGUAUUUUGAAGAGGGGGUGUACACUUGCGCAGGAUGCGGGACUCCUCUUUACAGGUCCACAACUAAAUUUAACUCCGGCUGCGGCUGGCCUGCUUUCUACGAGGGUCUCCCAGGAGCUAUAAACUGCAUUCUGGAUCCAGAUGGCAUGAGGACGGAAAUCACUUGUGCUGCGUGCGGCGGCCAUCUGGGUCACGUGUUCAAGGGCGAAGGCUUCCCAACACCGACCGACGAGCGACAUUGCGUCAAUAGUAUUUCACUCAAGUUUGUUCCCGCCAACUCUUAUCCUUCCCAGUGAACUUCUGCAGCAAGACAGUUCAUUCACCGGAUGCGGCCUUCAACUGCUAUCGUCAUCUUAGAUUGUUUGCUUCCGAUCUCCACACUAUGUACAUCAAGCCCUUUCUGUAAAUCUUCUCGAUCUGGAUCGAAACCGCAUAUUUGCUGCCAUCUCUCAAGUAAUAAAAAGUCAAAAUCUUUAUUCUUGUUA
Messenger RNA from Syzygium oleosum, 928 nucleotides. RefSeq names its product peptide methionine sulfoxide reductase B5-like. The transcript is spliced from 3 exons. Gene Ontology annotation, biological process: response to oxidative stress; protein repair. The coding region runs from base 50 to 739 and encodes 229 amino acids. Lineage: Eukaryota; Viridiplantae; Streptophyta; Magnoliopsida; Myrtales; Myrtaceae. The record is from RefSeq and is a predicted model, not a curated record. Gene Ontology annotation, molecular function: peptide-methionine (R)-S-oxide reductase activity.